Camellia sinensis is the source of this 999-nucleotide messenger RNA. Lineage: Eukaryota; Viridiplantae; Streptophyta; Magnoliopsida; Ericales; Theaceae. The record is from RefSeq and is a predicted model, not a curated record.
GAUAAAACGGCGGCGUCCGAGACAGAAACGCAUCAAAUCGAAACCAUCUCUCUCUCCAAAAACGCAUUCUCUGACGAAAACCCAUUUGAACUCAACAACCACACAUUAUACACACAACACAGACACAGAGAUUAAACGAAAAAAAAGUGCACAUUUAGUUUUAAUAUGGAAGGUACUGUCAUUAGGAGGGUCAUUCCUUCAGACAACAGUUGCCUCUUCAAUGCUGUUGGGUAUGUUAUGGACCAUGACAAAAACAAAGCUCCCGAGUUGAGACAGGUUACAGCUGCGACAGUGGCAAGUGAUCCGACACAAUAUUCUGAAGCAUUCCUUGGGAAGCCAAAUGAAGAGUACUGCACCUGGAUUCUUGACCCAGAGAAGUGGGGAGGUGCCAUUGAGCUUGCAAUAUUAGCAGAUUAUUAUGGACGUGAAAUUGCAGCAUAUGAUAUCCAAACCUUGAGAUGCGAUUUGUAUGGACAGGGAAAGAACUAUCAUGAAAGGGUUAUGCUCAUUUAUGAUGGGCUCCAUUAUGAUGCUUUGGCUAUGUCUCCAUCUGAUGGAGCUCCAGAAGAGUUUGAUCAGACAAUUUUUAUGAAGGAUGGAACUGCUGGAAUGGUUGAACGGCUUGCUCUUAAUCUUGUUAGGGAACAACAAAGGAAAAGAAGUUACACCGACACUGCCAACUUUACUUUGCGAUGUGGGGUCUGCCAAAUUGGAGUCAUUGGCCAAAAGGAAGCUGUGGAGCAUGCACAAGCAACAGGACAUGUGAACUUUCAAGAAUACAAAUGAUGAUUGAAAUUGAGAGUGAUAGGGAACAGAAAUAAACAAAAUUUCUUUCAUUGAGCUUGUUCACACUUUAGUUUGUUAUUUUGUAUGGUCUAGUGAAAAUCUGAUUGAAUUGUUAUUGUGGGAACCAAUAAACUUGUGUAAUUUUAUGUUGUUGUAACCAAAAUGCAAAACAGUUUUCCCUUGUUAUGAAUCAUGUUGGAGAAUUUCAUAGUA